AUGGAAGCAUUUUUCAGCAGCAUGGCCCUCCGGCGGCUGGAAGAGGCGCUCUCCAGCAUCCCGCCGCUGCAGAGCGCCCUGCUGCUGCUCCUCUCCCUGCUCGCCGCCAUCCACCUGGCGAAGCUCCUCCUGCGGCAGCGGCGCCUGGAGCCCCCGGGCCCUUUCCCGUGGCCCCUGAUCGGCAACGCGGCUCAGCUGGGCAGCGCCCCGCACCUCACCUUCGCCCGCCUGGCCCGCACCUACGGCGACGUGUUCCAGUUGCGCCUGGGCAGCCGGCCCGUGGUGGUGCUGAACGGCGAGCGCGCCAUCCGCGGGGCGCUCAUCCGCCAGGGGGCCGCCUUCGCCGGCCGGCCGCGCUUCCCCUCCUUCCAGCUGGUGUCCGGGGGCCGCAGCCUGGCCUUCGGCGGCUACUCCGAGCUGUGGAAGCUGCAGCGCCGGCUGGCGCACUCCACCGUGCGGGCCUUCUCCACCGGCAGCCCGGCCCCGCGCCGCCUGCUGGAGCAGCACCUGCUGGGCGAGGCGCGGGCGCUGGUGGCGCUGCUGGUACGGGGCAGCGCGGGCGGCGCCUUCCUGGACCCCGGGCGCAGCCUGGUGGUGGCCGUGGCCAACGUGAUGAGCGCCCUGUGCUUCGGCCGCCGCUACAGCCACAGCGACGCCGAGUUCCUGCGCCUGGUGGGCCGCAACGAGCAGUUCGGCCGCACGGUGGGGGCCGGCAGCCUGGUGGACGCGCUGCCCUGGCUCCAGCGCUUCCCCAACCCGGUGCGCGCCGCCUACCGCGCCUUCCGCCAGCUCAACCGCGACUUCUACAGCUUCGUGCGGGGCAAGUUCCUGCAGCACCGCGGCAGCCUGCGCCCCGGGGCCGCCCCCCGCGACAUGCUGGACGCCUUCAUCCGCCUCCAGCAGGCGCAGCCCCGGCUGCCGCUAGAGCACGUGCCCGCCACCGUCACCGACAUCUUCGGGGCCAGCCAGGACACCCUCUCCACCGCCCUGCAGUGGCUCAUCAUCUUCCUCAUCCGAUAUCCAAAGGUGCAGGUUAAAAUGCAAGAAGAAGUGGAUAGGAUUGUUGGCAGAGAUCGCUUGCCCUGUGCAGAAGAUCAACCUCAUUUGCCCUAUGUUAUGGCUUUUCUUUAUGAAUCCAUGCGUUUCAGCAGCUUUGUGCCAGUCACUAUUCCACAUGCCACCACAGUCGACACCUCCAUAAUGGGCUACUUCAUUCCCAAAGACACAGUCAUAUUCAUCAAUCAGUGGUCAGUGAAUCAUGACCCAGAAAAAUGGUCCAACCCAGAGGAUUUUGAGCCAACAAGAUUCCUGGAUGAGAAUGGAUUCAUUAACAAAGAUCUUACUAGCAAUGUGAUGAUUUUCUCAUUGGGUAAACGUAGGUGCAUUGGAGAGGAGUUAUCCAAGAUGCAGCUCUUUCUCUUUACCUCCAUACUGGUACACCAGUGCAAUUUUAUUGCUAAUCCAAAUGAGGACUCUAAAAUGGAAUUCACCUAUGGGUUGACCAUUAAACCUAAGCCAUUUACAGUUAAUGUCACUCUUAGGGAGACUAUGUAUUUGCUAGAUAAAGCUGUCCAAAGAUUGCAAGCAGAGAAAACAGCUACUGAAAAUCAUCUAUCAGCAAAUCUGUGA
Emys orbicularis (European pond turtle) is the source of this 1629-nucleotide messenger RNA. Its product is annotated as cytochrome P450 1B1. Gene Ontology annotation, molecular function: heme binding; iron ion binding; steroid 17-alpha-monooxygenase activity. Bases 1 to 1629 code for a protein of 542 amino acids. The record is from RefSeq and is a predicted model, not a curated record. NCBI's taxonomy places the organism in Eukaryota, Metazoa, Chordata, Testudines, Emydidae. The transcript is spliced from 3 exons. Gene Ontology annotation, biological process: progesterone metabolic process; hormone biosynthetic process.